UUUCCAUCUAGUCAAAGCACGAUUUCGUGUCCGAAGGUUGUAAUACAACUGCUAGGCAACAGCUUUCAAGCUUUGUCUGUGAGGCUGCCAAGUCGACAUCCGUGGUGGUGUUGGUGAGCAAGGAGCAGCUUUGGACUCGACUCCGAGCUUGCCUGGAUGCCUCUACCCAACUUCUUGUUUUUCAUGAGUCUUUCCGGCACCGGGUGUCAUCUCUUCCAAAAUGAGUGAAUUCACAGUCGGUAUUAUUGGCAUGGGAGACAUGGGUCGCAUGUAUACGAAAAGGUUCAGUCAAGCAGGAUGGAGAGUCAAUGCUUGCGAUCGACCAGACAAACUCGCGGAGCUCCGAAAAGAGUACGAGAAUGAGACCCUAAUAAACAUAUUACCCAAUGGCCAUCUUGUAUCACGAGCCAGUGAUUGGAUCAUUUACAGCGUAGAAGCUGAAAUCAUCGAUAAGGUCGUCGCCGAGUAUGGCCCAUCCACCAAGGUUGGUGCUAUCGUGGGUGGACAGACUUCCUGCAAAGCGCCAGAGCUCGCUGCCUUUGAAAAAUAUCUUCCCAGUGAUGUGGAGAUUGUGUCCUGCCAUUCUCUACACGGCCCAGCGGUAGACUCUACCGGGCAACCUCUAGUUGUCAUCCAACACCGGGCAUCUCAGAAGAGUGUGGAUCUAUGUGUCAAGGUUCUUUCGUGUCUCAAUUCCAAAAUCGUGUAUCUAUCGGGUGAGAAGCAUGACCGUAUCACAGCUGAUACACAGGCUGUCACACAUGCUGCCUUUCUCAGCAUGGGAACAGCAUGGGCAGCGAAUAAGCAAUUUCCCUGGGAGAUCAACCGUUAUCUCGGAGGCAUUGAGAAUGUGAAGAUCAACAUUACACUACGCAUCUAUGCCAACAAAUGGCACGUCUAUGCGGGACUGGCUAUCCUCAAUCCUGCCGCCCGAGAACAAAUUCGACAAUAUGCUCAAUCAGUCACCGAACUGUACAAACUGAUGUUGGGGGGGCAUCGUGAGGAACUGGCGCAUCGCAUCAAGACUGCAGGGGCUGCUGUUUUCUCCAAACAUGCUUCAGACCAGACUCUUCUACUGGCAGAUGACGUGCUUGACCGAUUCUCGUUGUCAGAGCGUGCGAGUGAACGAACCCCAAACAAUCAUCUCAGCCUCUUGGGUAUAGUGGACUGUUGGUGGAAACUGGGCAUCGUCCCCUAUGAACACAUGAUCUGUUCUACUCCACUCUUUCGCAUAUGGCUCGGUGUGACUGAAUAUCUUUUCCGGAAUGAUGCUCUUCUUGAAGAGGUAAUCAAUACUGCCAUCGAAGAUAACACCUUCCGAUCCGACGACUUGGAAUUCACCUUUGCUGCUCGGGCCUGGUCUGAAUGCGUUUCUUUCGGUUCUUUCGACGCAUAUCGUGAUCGCUUCGAGAACAUUGCGCAAUUCUUUGCUCCACGAUUCCCCGAAGCUGUCAGGCUCGGCAAUGAGAUGAUCAAAGAAAUCAUGGCGCACACGAAGUCAUGACGACGACGACGAUCCAUCUGGGACAUGACAUCAGCACUAGAAGCGUGAUGGCCUGUUCCAACGAUAGAAAAUAACCUCGAAUCAACAGGGUACUCGCAGACGUGGACAGCCCAUUCCAGGGCUGAGCAAGAAAUGCAAAUUCUAUCGUCGUCGGGCUGUGCAGUAAUCUGGUGCGUUUGAGACGAUAUGCACACUGGCGCAAACCUAUCAGAUCUUCCCGGGCCAAGGCAGGGAACGUACACUUGCAUACAGACUGGACCGUUCCACCAACCACGCAUAUGAAGGAAUGUCAGAUCAUCUCCAAUCACGGACGAUGCUCUGUAGGGGAGAAAUCACAUCUCCUGUAUUCAAAUCGCACUCUAUCGCCAGUGACCGUGCGUUGAGAAUAGAUACAAUACUUAUCUGUCGAUCCGAUCGCGGACCACGUCAUUCUCAUGUUGGACUAAGGCGCUGCCAAGCAGGGUGUUGGUGGAGUUGGAAAACCCUGACGGCUUCAGAGCUUCUCGAUAGCGAGUGCAUGGUCAAGAAUACGAGUCAAGCCCGCUUUAGACCAUGCCGCUUCGCUAAGCGAAGUUAUACUACGAAGUACCUACCUCGAAGGUGGAAUGGCUCGCCUGAAAACUCAUUGACGUGGCCGAUAUUUUGAGUAGCUUGAUACAACUGGCACGCACCAUAUGCCACGCCGAUGAACC
Messenger RNA from Exophiala mesophila, 2196 nucleotides. RefSeq lists its product as uncharacterized. The transcript is spliced from 5 exons. Gene Ontology annotation, molecular function: prephenate dehydrogenase (NAD+) activity; NAD+ binding; prephenate dehydrogenase (NADP+) activity. The coding region runs from base 221 to 1504 and encodes 427 amino acids. Gene Ontology annotation, biological process: L-tyrosine biosynthetic process. The record is from RefSeq and is a predicted model, not a curated record. Lineage: Eukaryota; Fungi; Ascomycota; Eurotiomycetes; Chaetothyriales; Herpotrichiellaceae.